AUAUAACGGCGGGCCGACUCACAGGCGGCACAUUCGAGGCAGCGCUCGUCUCCAGAGGGUGUCAUCAUGAAGUUCCUGGUGUUUGCGGCCUGUCUGGCCGUGGCGACUGCGACCGUCAUCAAGGAUGUCCACAUACAUAUCGGGAAGGAUCUGCUUGUGAACUUGGACAUCAAGAGCAAGGAGGUUCUGUGCAUGAAGCUGCUGAACUUCAUCCUGCAGCCGACCGUGUACGACGACAUCCGGGAUGUGGCGCGCGACUUUGACCUGGAAGUGAACAUGGACAAGUACCUGAAAGUCGACGUGGUGAAGAAGUUCAUCGACUUCUACAAGAUGGGCUUCCUGCCGCGCGGCGAGGUGUUCGUGCACAACAACGAGAAGCACAUGGACGAAGCCAUCGUCGUGUUCCGCAUGCUGUACUUCGCCAAGGACUUCGACACCUUCAUCCGCACCGCCUGCUUCCUGCGCGAGCGCAUCAACGGCGGCAUGUUCGUGUACGCCUUCACCACCGCCGUGUUCCACCGCGAGGACUGCCGCGGCGUCAUCCUGCCGGCUCCUUACGAGAUCUACCCCUACUUCUUUGUCGACAGCCACAUCAUCAACAAGGCGUUCAUGCUCAAGAUGACCAAGGCCGCCACCGACCCCGUCAUCUUCGACUACUUCGGCAUCAAGGUGACCGACAAGAACGUCGUCGUCAUCGACUGGCGCAAGACAUUGCGUCACACCCUGAGCGAGCACGACCGUCUCAACUACUUCACCGAAGACAUCGACAUGAACACCUUCUUCUACUACCUGCACAUGAACUACCCCUACUGGAUGACCGACGACGUCUACGGCUUGAACAAGGAGCGUCGCGGAGAGGUCAUGAUGUACGGCUACCAACAGCUGCUCGCGCGCUACCGUCUCGAGCGCCUGUCUCACAACAUGUGCGACAUCAAGAUGAUCACGUGGGACAAGACCAUGUCGACCGGCUACUGGCCCAAGAUCCGCCUGCACACCGGCGACGAGAUGCCCGUCCGCCGCAACAACGUGUACCUGGUCAACAAGUACAACAUGAAGUACAAGAUGUACGUCGACGACGUCGAGAGGUACAUCCGCGAUGGAAUCACCAAUGGACGCAUUACACGCCGCGAUGGAACCGUCAUCAAUCUGAGGAAGGCUGAGGACUUCGAGCACCUCGCGAGGAUGCUGCUCGGUGGAUUGGGCAUCAUGAACGACGAUGCCAAGGUUAUCCACGUUGUCCACUUGUUCAGGAAAUUGGUGUCUUACUCGAACUACAACUUUGACAAGUACACAUAUAUUCCAACUGCAUUGGAUAUGUACUCGACAUGCCUGCGCGACCCGCUCUUCUGGAGAAUCAUGAAACGCAUCACUGAGAACGCUGUUCUGUUCAAGAAGUACCUGCCUAAAUACACCAAAGACGAACUCGACUUCCCCGGAGUCAAGGUCGAACGCAUCUUCACAGACAAACUGGUCACCUUCAUGGACGACUACGACUUAGACAUCACCAACGCCUUGUAUCUCGACAGCACUGAAAUGCAAAAGAAGAAAUCCGACUACACAUACGUCGCCAGAAUGCGCCGUCUGAACAACCAUCCGUUCAAAGUGACCAUUGAAGUGAUGUCUGACAAGGCGGUGGACGCCGUCGUCAGAGUGUUCUACGGACCCAAGUACGACUGCAUGGGACGCCUGCUCAACUUCAACGACAAGAGAUUGGACAUGGUAGAAAUCGACAGCUUCAUCUACAAGCUCGACACCGGCAAGAACACCAUCGUCCGCAAAUCCAUCGAAAUGCACGACGUGAUCGGCGACAGGCCAUGGACCCGUCGCAUCCUGGACAACACCAUCGAAAACACCGGCAGCGUGGACCGCGUCGUCAACAGCUACUGGUACAAGACGCGCCUGGGACUCCCGCACAGGAUGCUCCUGCCUCUGGGACAUUACAACGGCCUUCCCAUGCAGUUCUUCGUGAUCGUCACCCCCGUGCGCACUGGCCUCCUGUUGCCUACGGUCGACAUCAACAUCAUGAAGGACCGCCACACCUGCCGCUGGUCCAGCUGCUACGACACGAUGGCGCUCGGCUUCCCAUUCGACCGUGAGAUCGAUCACACCAAGUUCUUCACCAACAACAUGAAGUGGGUCGACGUGCUCGUGUACAGGAAGGAUCUGGCGACGUCCAACACCGUGAAGGACGUGGACAUGUCCGACAUGGUGAUGAAGCGCGACGACAUGACCUACCUGGACACCGACAUGAUGGUGCGAUGGUCCUACAAAGACGUGAUGAUGAUGAGCACCGACAAGAUGCUGCGACUUUAAACACCUAUUAUUUAUAAACAUAUUUAUUACGUAAUGUACAAUAAAUAGCAUUGAAUCCCAA
Messenger RNA from Bicyclus anynana (squinting bush brown), 2374 nucleotides. RefSeq names its product basic juvenile hormone-suppressible protein 1-like. The coding region runs from base 67 to 2313 and encodes 748 amino acids. The record is from RefSeq and is a predicted model, not a curated record. Lineage: Eukaryota; Metazoa; Arthropoda; Insecta; Lepidoptera; Nymphalidae. The transcript is spliced from 5 exons.